Messenger RNA from Brassica rapa (field mustard), 3341 nucleotides. Its product is annotated as MAR-binding filament-like protein 1. The record is from RefSeq and is a predicted model, not a curated record. NCBI's taxonomy places the organism in Eukaryota, Viridiplantae, Streptophyta, Magnoliopsida, Brassicales, Brassicaceae.
GUUUAUUGCAUUGUUGUGUUUUGUUAUUAUCAAAGGGACAAAGCAUUGUACUAGCUAAAACAACCGUGGAAUCCCACAGAAUGAUUAAACAUAUUUUUAAUUUUAUUUUCAGUUAAUUAUUUAUUUCCUAUUUAAAAGAGUGACGUUUUAAAUUUUUGUUUAUAUAUAAAUUUUUGACAAUUUAAGAUUUUUAGAAAUGAAAAUAUAAAAAACAGUACAGAAAUGGGCCCACGAUACGAAAAUUCAAAACGGCCCGCUCCUCCUCUGGAGAAGGCUUUUAUCCGCGCAACGAAAAAGAGAUUUGAAUUUCCAGAAAAUGCUCACGGAGAAAGCCAACUUGUUUGUCGUCGUCACUCUUUGUCUUCUCGAAUCGCGCUAUUCAAUAGUAACGCUUCUUGCCUAAAGUCGGCGUUAACUAACUCCAUCAUAAAACUUGGGUUUUUCCGUUUCGGUUUCGAUUUCGAUUUCUAGAGAAUCUCUCUCUGUUUAUGGUAAACUUCAGAGGUUUGUGGCUUUCAAUUAGAUUUUGUAUUUCGAAUGUUCGCAAUCUUAACACUUUCUUCAGUUUCUCUGCCCCCAGGUUCGGUUCUCAGCUUCAACAAAAUGAUAUAAUUCGAUUUUGGAGGGUUAUUAAAACAGCAAGUCGAUGUUUACGGAUCUGUCAUAAGCUCUCUGACAAGUUCUUAGAUUCUAUUUUUAACCCAUCAGUCAGUCAAACCGUUGAAUGAUUCUCACCGACCAAACCAAAGUGGUUUUAAUUUUUGAUUCAAGCUUGCCUUGUUUGAUAUACACCAAAUGAAGAAGCUUUUCUUUUUCAAAUCGUCAUCUGGUAAUAAUGCCACUGAUAAACAUAUCCUCGGGGAAAAAGAAUCAGAGACUAGUCCAAAGAGUGGUGGUGGUGGUGGCCACGCUCUUAGACGAAGCCGUUCACUUUCUUCCGCUGCUUUUCUCCUUGAUGGAACCUCCUCAACUGGUACUAGAAGCAGUCGACAACAAACUCAUUCAUCUCGUUUCAGGUGUUUUACACCGGAAAGCCAAGGAGAACAUGGUCGCAUGUACAAUGAUUCAUCUCCAAGUUUGUCAUCGACUUGUUCUAGUAAUGUCUUGGACCGUUUCAUUGAUGGAGAAGAUCAUCAUAGUAAGCCAAAGAGUGGGUCUUCUUCACACAGUAAUCAUCAUCACUCAGGGAGUGCCAAAGGAAGGAGGCUCCCACCUCGAGUUCAUACCCCUUCACCACUAUCAGAUCAUGUCCAAGAAAGUUGUAUGAAAGAUGCAUCAGCUCGUUCACUUUCCAGAAGCGUUGUUGAAAGACUCUCUCAUAAUACUCACGGAGAGUCAAAGGCGUUGAGUUAUGACUCAAAAGAACCGAUGAAUGGAUAUUACAGGAAUGAUCACCGCGGAGAGGAGCAAGAGUCGUUCUUGGACGAUGAGAACAUGCAUGUGGGCACUAAUCAUGCUUAUAAAGAAGGCGAGCUAGAGAAGAAGUAUAAAGAAGCUGAGAAGAGAGUGAAGCUGCUUUCUCAAGAUCUGAAAGAGCACAAGUUUCUUUCAGACUGUGACUUUGACGUAUCAUCUUUGGUUGAUGAUGAGAAGAUAGGUUUGGCUUUAGAAGUCUUAACUCUCCUACGGUCACAAAUGGACGAGAGAGCUUCCGCCAAGGAAGAAAUCAAACGAGCAAAGACUGAUUCAGAUUCCCAUAUCAAUAGACUGGAGAAAGAGAAGAGCCAGUUACAGUUUGAACUGGAGAAAGAACUUGAUAGAAGGUCAAUGGAGUGGACUACAAAGCUCGAGAGUUUCCAGAUGGAGGAGAAGAGGCUGAGAGAGCGUGUCAGAGAGCUCGCAGAGCAUAACGUCUCGCUCCAGAGAGAAGUAUCAACAUUCCAUGAAAAGGAAACCGAGCGGAUUGAUAUGAUAAGAAACAUGGAGGAGAGAGUUAAUGAGUUGAGUGAAACAGAAGAGGAAACGCGUCGAGAAAACGUGUAUCUGAAGCAAAACCUCUCCAAGUUACAAGAGAGUUACUCUGGUGCGACAGAAGAGCUUGAUUAUGUAAGAAGAAGCUUUGAAGAGAAGGAGAUGGAAUGCAAGGAUUUACACAAAUCUGUUUCGAGGUUGGUAAGAGCCUGUGGGGAACAAGAGAAGACUAUUGAAGGACUUAGAGAUAGUCUCUCCGAGGAAACUAAGAAGCAACCGUCAGAGAUGGUGAAGAGAUUGCAGAUGGAGCAGAUGAGGUUGACAAGAGUUGAGUUCUCACUCAGAAAGGAGGUGGAAUCAACGAAGAUCGAAGCUGAUUCGCUACGUGCUGAGAAUGUUUGUUUGCGGAGCUAUGACACUAUGACAACUUUCAAGCUAGACAAUGAGAUGAAGAUGCGUGUAGGACUCUUGCAAGACCAAGGGGUUAUGAUGUUAAGUGAGACCACCCAGCUGUGUUACAAGCUGCUCAAGUUCAUCAGAGAGAGAUUAUCUGAAGACAUGCAUAAUGGAUUGAGUGAGCAGUUUCUGAUUGAAUCUGAGAUGAAUGUCCAUGGAAUACGGCGUGGAACUGAAAGCCUCAAGAGGAGUUUGCAGACAGUCAACAGUUUGUUGCUCGAGAAAGCCAAUGAGAUUGCAUCAAACUCAGAAUCAUCGAGGUCUACUGAGCCAAACAACCAAUCAGUAGAGAAACUCCUGAGAGCUGAACUGAAAGCGGAGACUCUAGUGACUAGUUUGUUAAGAGAGAAACUGUAUUCCAAGGAACAAGAGAUCGAACAGCUGCAAGCAGAAGUAGCAGCAGGUGUACGAGGUAACGAAGUUCUCCAACGUGAAAUCCAGAAUGUCUUAGACAGCCUAUCAAUAAACACACACCAAUUAAAAGACCUCAAGAUUCAGAUGGUGAAGAAAGAAGAGAACGUGAAGCGGCUUGAAACCAAUCUCCAAGAAGUUGCUAAACAAUUGUCUAGCAUGAAAGUUACAUUACCAAAAGUGUUGGAGGAAAGAGAAAAGAUGUGUAAGGAAGUGAAUGACUGCAGAAAGAGAAACAUGGAUUUGGAGUCAGAGAAGGAAAUGUUGAAGGAGGAGGUGGAGAGAUUAGAGGAGGACACACUCCUCAAGGAAGGUCAGAUCACGAUACUAAAAGACACGCUUGGAAGCAAGCAUUUUGAUCUCCUCUCAAGUCCUGACUUCUCAUAUAACGAGUUCUUAGUCCAAUAAGACAAGAUAAUAGAUGUAUAGGCUUAUGUUCUUUCUUUCUUUAGGUAUAGAUUUGAUAUAUAUGCUUUGUCAAACUUUUUGAUAGCUAAUAAGAUUCACUCUUUGUGAAUGAACAUAAGGAACACAGAUGCAUUAAUCUAAAAGUUUACUGGAAC